This is a messenger RNA of Anthostomella pinea, 375 nucleotides long. The record is from the annotation of a GenBank genome assembly. Lineage: Eukaryota; Fungi; Ascomycota; Sordariomycetes; Xylariales; Xylariaceae.
AUGGGGGUAACCGAGAAGGAAGAGAUCCCGGUCGAGUUGAUGCAGUCCAUCAUCAGAGUGGUUACCGACAAAGGAAACUACGGCCUGCCCCUAGAACGCGACGACAACACCGCCAACAUCGGCUUUAUUGACGCCGAUAACUAUGUACCCGGAUAUGUGCACGAGUACUGCAAGAUCUUUGCCGCAGGCCUCUAUGCCGCUCAUUCGCCCCACGCCACGACUAUGCCGCCUGACUUUGGCAAUCUUGUCCACCCGGAGGAGGCAGUCCAAGCAGGCCAAUAUGCCCCGAUCAAGCAAGAGCCCCAGAAUGAGCCCUCAUUGCAAAGGAUGUUGAACAACCCAUUGUCGCUAACGAAGCAGCCGGAGCCUAUCUAG